CACACACACUCCAUCUGUCACGAGGUCAUGAGUCACACUCACUCAAUCCGCUCAGUUUCACUUCAGGUUUCGCUCCGACACACUCCAACCGUUCAGGUGACGUGAAAAAUGCAGAAUCAGAACACAAAGCAGAAAACUGUCAUCCCGACAGUCCGAUACCACCCGAGCAUCCAGACACCCGGAGACAAACCCAGAACCAGCCCGGCCCAGAAGACCAGAGCAGCAGCUGUCCGCUGCUCUCAGACUGGGAUCCCUCAGAAGGGGGUCCCUCAGACCAGGAGCCCUCAGGUUGAUCUAGGUCCUGGUGUGAGACUGCCACCUGCUGGCGGACAGAGACAGAGUGCUCAGAAAGCCAUAAGGAAGCUGGUUCAGAGAGAUGCUGCAGAUCUGGACCCGGAGGGAGGCCCUCUCACACCGGAGCAGGUCCCUCUGGGUCUGGGGGUCCAGUUGGACAGGGGUGUUGUGGAGAAAGUGGAGGUUCUGACUCGUGGACAGAGUUCCAACCAGGACUGGUUCGCCUGGAGGAAGAACCGGAUCACAGCCUCCGUGGCUCAUCGCAUUGCUCACUGUCGCUUCAGCAACGGCAAGAGCCCAACCCCACCCACCUCAUACCUGACUGCUAUCACAGGUGAGGGGCGGAGCGUCCAGACCAGAGCCAUGUCCUGGGGGGUCCAGAUGGAGGCUGAGGUGGUCCGCAGGUAUCAGGUACAGUUCAACACACCUGAUGUUAAAACUGUCACAAGUACCUAA
Molecule: messenger RNA, 750 nt
Organism: Epinephelus lanceolatus (giant grouper)
Lineage: Eukaryota; Metazoa; Chordata; Actinopteri; Perciformes; Serranidae
Source: RefSeq, a predicted model, not a curated record